AAUGACAGAGUUGAACAGUGCUUACAAACCAGAAAACGAAAAUCAGUGAACAAACAUCAUCAAUAUUUUCUUAAACAUUUGCAUUCGUAUAUCAUCUAAAAUUUAAAUAAUUUGUAAAUAUUUGUUUCUAAAGACCAUUUUUGUAACUAACGAAUAUAUAAAUUAAAAUAAAGAAAAUAUGCCGGCCUACCAUUCUCAGAUUAAAGAAUUUUCCCAAGUCGUCGGAAAUAUGGCAAUUUUGCCUUUACGAACUCAAGCUCGUGGACCUGCUCCCAGUGCCAGUAUUGAAAACGAUAUCAUUGAUGAGUCACUAUAUUACUUCAAAGCAAAUGUUUUCUUCCGAACAUAUGAGAUAAAGUCUGAAGUGGAUCGCGUGCUCAUAUACAUUACAUUGUAUAUAACCGAAUGCUUGAAACGCCUACAACGCUGUAGUAACAAAAACCAAGGCACUCAAGAAAUGUACAGUUUAGCAAUUUCCAAGUUCGACAUUCCCGGAGAUGCUGGAUUUCCAUUAAAUGCAGUUUAUGCUAGACCACAAAAUACACAAGAAGCAGAUUUAAUGCGUCAAUAUUUCCUACAAUUGCGACACGAAAUUGGAAAUCGCGUUUGUGAGAAAGUUUUCAACAGUGAAGACGGAAAGCCUAAUAAAUGGUGGAUUUGUUUCGCCAAGAAGAAGUUCAUGGAGAAAUCUUUAUCUGGUCCUGGCCAAUAGAUGUGAGAGACUUCAGUUACUUUCACUACUAACAUUUCAAAUAUAACGUUAUUAAACGGUGUAAUACAAAAUAUUUUGAUUCAAAGUGAAUAAUAAAGUGUUAUUAUAUAUACAUA
Molecule: messenger RNA, 828 nt
Organism: Zeugodacus cucurbitae (melon fly)
Lineage: Eukaryota; Metazoa; Arthropoda; Insecta; Diptera; Tephritidae
Gene: Arpc3A
Product: actin-related protein 2/3 complex subunit 3
Exons: 4
Coding region: 179-712 (177 amino acids)
Biological process (GO): Arp2/3 complex-mediated actin nucleation; regulation of actin filament polymerization
Cellular component (GO): Arp2/3 protein complex; cytoskeleton
Molecular function (GO): actin filament binding
Source: RefSeq, a predicted model, not a curated record